This is a messenger RNA of Aedes albopictus (Asian tiger mosquito), 630 nucleotides long. RefSeq lists its product as uncharacterized. Bases 1 to 630 code for a protein of 209 amino acids. The record is from RefSeq and is a predicted model, not a curated record. NCBI's taxonomy places the organism in Eukaryota, Metazoa, Arthropoda, Insecta, Diptera, Culicidae. The transcript has a single exon.
AUGGCUAACCCUGCCGACGCAGCAAACAGCACUGGAGCAGCCGCCGUCGUUUCAGUGAAGCUUCCGGAGUUUUGGAAGACGGACCCGGAGAUGUGGUUCGCUCAAGCAGAAGCGCAGUUUGUGUUGGGAAACGUGACCAAAGACGACACCAAAUUUUACCACAUUGUGGCGAAGCUUGAUCAAUCAGUGAUCUGUCACGUCACCGAUCUGGUGACCGCUCCACCGCAGCAAGACAAAUACAAAAGCGUUAAGGAUCGCUUGAUUUCCCGGUUCGCGCUUUCACCAGGUGUGCGUCUGGAACGCUUGCUAGGGUCAUCAGAUCUUGGCGAUAUGCGCCCCACCCACCUGCUGGCCAAAAUGCAGGAAUUGGCAACCGGCUUGAACGUGAAUGACGAACUCCUAAAAAUGCUUUUUCUUCAACGAAUGCCGCACCACAUCCGGCCGGUUCUAACCAUCAGUGACGGGACGCUUCUGAAACUAGCAGAGAUGGCAGACAAGCUAAUCGAAACGCCGCGAGUAGCCGCUGUCGCUUCAACUCCCGCACCGGCUCCGAAUGCUGUGUUCGAUCAAAUGGAAGACCUGAAGGAACGAUUGGAAGUGCUCAGUACGGAGAUACGGCCAUUGGCGUAA